GUCGCAUGUGGUGGCACAGGCAUGUCAUAGACUAGUUGACGGAUGUCGCCCUCCAAUUCAAUCUCACACAAAGAAAGGAUUUCAAUAUUUGAAGUUUGAAAUUGCAAGAAUUAUGGGAAUGGUGAAGAAUGGAGGAUUGUCUCUCUUUCAUGGAUCAUUUGCAGCUCCUCCACCUAACCCGUCAAGAAGGAAACUUUACCUGUUUGCACAAGCUACUACUCCUUCAAGAACCCAAUUACAGAUGAACUAGUAGCUUAUAGCAUGUGGGUUGUGGUUCUUUUGUGUUCUCCCGAGUUGCCCAUGAAGCUUAAUUGGAAUUGCUCUGAUAUUGUAGAGGAUAAUGGAGAGUAUACCAGUAAGUGGGGAAGUUGGCGGGGCUGGUGGUGCGUACUCAUAUAAUGCUCUGAAAAGAUUGGAUAGCCUGUGGUCUAGCAUUUGCAAUUCUUCACCAGUUGUCCAAGAACCGCCGCAAGUGGUUUCUGAAGUUCCCGGUUUAUUUCAAGAAUCUGAACGGAUGGAGAGAUGCAGCGAUAUGUUUGAUGUCAUAGUGUGUGGCGGCACUUUGGGAAUUUUCAUUGCUACUGCAUUGAGUUCUAAAGGUCUUCGAGUUGGGAUAGUGGAAAAGAGUAUAUUGAGAGGGAGGGAACAAGAAUGGAAUAUAUCUAGAAAAGAGCUUUUGGAGCUCGUUGAAGUUGGUGUUCUGACAAAAGGUGACAUUGAUCAUGUUACGGCUGCCAGCUUCAAUCCUAAUAGAUGUGGAUUUGAAGGGAAGGGUGAGAUUUGGGUUAACGACAUUCUUAAUCUUGGAGUUUCGCCCGCCAAGCUUAUAGAAACCAUGAGAAUGCGUUUCACUUUCCUUGGUGGUAUUAUCUUUGAAGGUUGCAGUGUAUCUCACAUAUCAGUAUAUGAGGAUUCAGCUGUCCUAGAACUAGCAGAUGGAAAGAUUUUAUCAUCACGUCUGAUUAUUGAUGCAAUGGGAAACUUUUCUCCAAUUGUAAAACAAAUUAGACGUGGAAGAAAACCAGAUGGCAUUUGCCUUGUUGUUGGAUCUUGUUGUCGUGGUUUUACAGAGAAUUCUACAAGUGAUGUGAUAUAUAGUAGUGCUUCAGUGAAGAGGGUUGGUCAGUCAGAAGCACAAUAUUUCUGGGAGGCAUUCCCUGCUGGCUCGGGUCCCCUUGACCGAACUACAUAUAUGUUCACCUACCUUUACCCGGAACCUGGGUGUCCCCUAUUGGAAGAGUUACUGGAAGACUACUGGGACUUAAUGCCAAAGUAUCAGGGAGUGUCCCUCGAUGAUCUGGAUGUUUUAAGAGUUAUAUAUGGCAUUUUUCCGACAUAUCGUGACAGUCCAUUGCCAGCAGCUUUUGAUCGAGUUCUACAGUUUGGGGAUGCUAGUGGUAUACAAUCACCGGUUUCUUUUGGUGGGUUUGGGAGCUUGACAAGGCACCUUGGGCGAUUAUCAGCUGGCAUACAUGAAGCAAUCAAUAGCAAUUUUUUGGAUGCCCAGAGCUUAUCACUGUUAAAUCCAUAUAUGCCUAAUUUAAGUGCGUCUUGGCUGUUUCAAAGAGCCAUGUCAGCCAAAAAGCAGUCCGAUGUUUUGCCUACUUUCAUAAAUGAGCUUCUAUAUGCCAAUUUUGAAAGCAUGCAGAAACUAGGAGAUCCAGUGCUCAGACCUUUUCUUCAGGACGUCAUACAGUUUGGUCCUCUUGUGAAGACGUUAGGCCUCGUGAUGCUGACUCGACCUCUAAUUAUACCGUCAAUAUUUAAGCAGGUUGGCCUCCCGGUGCUCCUUGACUGGUCUGAACAUUUCCUGAUGUUAGGAUAUUACACAUUUCUUUCCUCUUACCUCGACCCCGUGAUUAGGCCAUUCGUGGAGAAGUUCCCAGGCAAGAUGAAAUAUGAAUGGAAGCAGAAGCUUGAGGCUUGGAAGUAUGGAGCUGGUCUGGACUAUGAAUUGAGCAGUUCUGGUGGCAAAAGUGCAGGAGAAGAUUGAUACUAUUUGAAUUUAUUUUUCAGUUAAUCACAUUUUUAACAUACAAUUUUUCCCACAAAUUCCAAAAUGGUACUUCAAUUUAAAUGAAUGCAUUUUUUUUUUGAGCCGAAA
Molecule: messenger RNA, 2104 nt
Organism: Sesamum indicum (sesame)
Lineage: Eukaryota; Viridiplantae; Streptophyta; Magnoliopsida; Lamiales; Pedaliaceae
Product: Lycopene beta/epsilon cyclase protein
Source: RefSeq, a predicted model, not a curated record